UUCAUCCUCUCCGACAAAGUAGCGAAUGGCGGCGUCGGCAUGUGGUGCGAGCUGUGCCAGGGGAAUUUCUUCGAUGAAUUUCAGAUGGAAGGAGUAGCUGCAGAGCACAAUGAAAUCUAUUUAGAGUUGAUGCCUGAGAACCUGUCGAGAGCAUUAAAAACUGCCCAGAGUGCCAAGGCAGUGAAGAUCAAGUUGACUAACAAACACUGUCCCUGUCUCAGAGUUGCUGUGGAACUACCUUCGUUAUCAAGCAGCAAUAGAAUUGUGACACAUGACAUUCCUGUGGGGGUUAUUCCCAGAAGAUUAUGGAAUGACUUCAGAGAGCCCAGUGUGCCAGACUUUGAUGUCAGUAUUUACCUACCAGUGCUGAAAACAAUGAAGAGUGUUGUGGAGAGAAUGAAGAAUCUCAGCAAUUCCAUUGUGAUUGAAGCAAACUUGAAUGGAGAAAUGAACUUGAAAAUAGAAACUGACUUAGUAUCUGUAACAACACAUUUUAAAGAUUUGGGAAAUCCUCCCUGGGCAUCAGAGGAUGGAUGUCAAAGUUCUGCUCAAGGCAGAGAUCUGGAAAGCAUGGCUGAGGCACGCAUAGACAUCAAGAAGCUACAGCAGCUGCUUGCUGGACAGCAGGUCAAUCCCACGAAAGCAUUGUGCAAUAUUGUAAGUAAAAGAAUUGUCCACUUCAUCUUGCUCCAUGAGGAUGUUUCACUUCAGUAUUUUAUUCCGGCACUUGCCUGAAUGUUUUGGAAUCUCAGUCAUUUUCUAACCUGAGGCCUUUUCCAUGAAGUCUGAAAACUUUCAGGAGUUGCUGGAGUACUCUCAUGUGAUAUGCUGUUAGAUGCAGCCAUCACAUGGACUUUAUUUCCAUAUUUAUGAAAUCAUUCAAGAUAUCUCCACAUCCAGAAGGCCAUUUUUGUGAAGAGUUACAUGCUGUGAAAGGCACAACACUGGGGAGCUGGCAUAUCUGAAUGUUACAGGGAGCAAAACUGAAAUUU
Messenger RNA from Opisthocomus hoazin, 992 nucleotides. Lineage: Eukaryota; Metazoa; Chordata; Aves; Opisthocomiformes; Opisthocomidae. The record is from RefSeq and is a predicted model, not a curated record.